Messenger RNA from Amoebophrya sp. A120, 679 nucleotides. Lineage: Eukaryota; Dinophyceae; Syndiniales; Amoebophryaceae. The record is from the annotation of a GenBank genome assembly.
CGGGUCGUGGAGGUGUUGCCCGCGGGGCAGGAGGGGGAGGGCAGCGGUAAGAACCCAGGUCGUGCAGCUGCUUCGGGAAAGGAUGCCGGAGAUGGCGAGAAAACUGCCAAUAAUUCUAGCGCCGACUCGGGAGGAAAUUAUACUCUAGGCCAACCUGCGCAUGAGGACGGCUUCACGACCUGGCGCGACUUCUGCGCGCUGAUCUCCAGGAGUCCGGUUCUCGAGAAAGUUCUGUUGGGCCCAGCCAGUGAAGGAGAAAACGGUCAUCUGGGUGGUCGAAACGAAGGAGACUUUUCUACUGCAGGUUCAUCUGCUAACACUAGUUUCACUACUUCCAAAACGAGCAAAGCGAAAGCGCAUGGUCCUCUCCAACCCAGUGACACGAGGGAGAGCGACCGGCUGUCUGCAACAAACAACUCCUCCGGGGUAGUUCUUGGGCCAGGUGGAGAGUAUUAUCAUCGUGGGCAACAAGACCGCGGCCCAAUCCCAAACGACCAAGAAGACCGCCUCUCAAAAACGUCCAGCACAGCAAAUAGCAAGCAGGAGCAAUUGAGCGGAGGUGCCGCAGCUUCCUCUACUACAAGCAUUGGAGGGGGAGGAAGUGAUGGUGGAAAAAAGAGCACCGCUCCGACGCUACUGGAAAGAGCGGAAGUACCAAUGCAACACAAGAACUCCGCCG